AUGGAUGAGCUGUAUGAUGAACUCAACAUGACUGAGAAUCCAAAUCUGACCAAAACGUUUGAGACGAAUCCCGACACUCGGAUCUGUGAGCCGCUGGGUCUCUCCCCUUGGUUGACCAUCUCCAUCUGUGUUUUCUUAGUCAUGGUCUUCCUGCUGGCUGUGCCUGGGAACCUGGUGGUAGGUUAUGUGGUAGGUUCCAGUCGCCAGCAACUCAGCACGUCCGAUCUGUUCCUCUUCAACCUGGCUGUGGCAGACGCGUUGCUGGCUCUCACCCUGCCGCUGUGGGCGGUGUCAGUUGUUUGGGGCUGGGUGUUUGGAGAACAUGUCUGCAAAUUGGUCAGCGUGGUCCAGGAGCUCAACUUCUACACCAGCAUCUUUUUCUUGGUGUGCAUCAGCGCUGACCGCUACAUGGUCAUCGUACGGGCCAACGAGAAUGGGAGUGGCUGGUUUGGUUGGCGGAAUCGUGGGUAUAUCAGCUGUCUGAUGGUUUGGGUCAUCGGGGCAGCUUUUUCGGUGCCUGCUGGCUGGUACAACAACGUCUCCGAGAACAAAACCUGCGGUGAACAUUUUAAGAUAGGUAAUGCGCAGAACGUGCGUCUGGCCACUAGGGGGCUUCGCCACGUGCUCGGUUUCCUGCUGCCGCUGGUGGCCAUGUCGGUCUUCUAUGGCGUGACCGCUAUGCGGCUUCUCAGAACGCGUGGCACGCGGAAGCACAGGGCCAUGCGGGUCAUUGCGUCCGUGGUGAUAGCCUUCCUGGUCUGCUGGUGCCCGUACCACCUGGUCGUAAUGAGCGACACGCUCAUGCGGAUGGAUGCGGUGGAGUUUCUCUGCAGCACGCGUCAGAAGGUGGACCAGGCGCUGACCAUCACCCAGAACUUUGCCAUGCUACACUGCUGCGUGAACCCGGUGCUGUACGCGUUCGUCGGCGAAAAGUUCCGCCACAACCUGAAGAAGCUGAUGAACCGCAAGAAGGCCGGCCUUGAACGAGGUUCCGCCUCCCGCUACAGCAGGUCCACCUCCACCACCUCACAGGACGGCAACAACGCACUCAUGUGA
This is a messenger RNA of Chanos chanos (milkfish), 1056 nucleotides long. RefSeq names its product C-X-C chemokine receptor type 2-like. The transcript has a single exon. Gene Ontology annotation, cellular component: external side of plasma membrane; membrane. Gene Ontology annotation, molecular function: C-X-C chemokine receptor activity; C-C chemokine receptor activity; C-C chemokine binding. Bases 1 to 1056 code for a protein of 351 amino acids. The record is from RefSeq and is a predicted model, not a curated record. Lineage: Eukaryota; Metazoa; Chordata; Actinopteri; Gonorynchiformes; Chanidae. Gene Ontology annotation, biological process: calcium-mediated signaling; positive regulation of cytosolic calcium ion concentration; G protein-coupled receptor signaling pathway.